This is a messenger RNA of Gaeumannomyces tritici R3-111a-1, 531 nucleotides long. RefSeq lists its product as hypothetical. Lineage: Eukaryota; Fungi; Ascomycota; Sordariomycetes; Magnaporthales; Magnaporthaceae. The annotation marks the transcript as partial. The transcript has 2 exons. The record is from RefSeq and is a predicted model, not a curated record.
GCUAGCAAUUUUGCGCUGGAUGCGCUUUUAAAUAACGGUUUAACGUUUGUAGCGCGCAAGCUAUUCGGCCGAUAUGGUAUAAAAGGAUUUGGCUUUUUGGAUAGCUUUACGGGCGCGAAAUUGGGCUUUAGUAAGCUUUUCGAAAAAUUUCGGUAUCGUUUCGGGCAAUUGCUUAUAAACGUUUUAAUAUGCUUAACAACCAAAAUAGCGGCUAUAAAAUACCGUACGUUCCGUAUAAUUAUUUUUAAAAAAGGGCAAAUAAAUAAGGUUUUAAUUAUUGCUUUAUUAAAAAUCGAUAAUUUUUUGCGACGGAAGCGCGUUGCGGAUACCCAUGUAAAGCAAGGAAAAAGCAAUGUUUAUUUCGGGGGUAGGUUUAUUAAAAUUAAAAGCGUUGCGGUAGCGUUCGUUGCGCGCUUUACGCUUUUUUUCGGCGAAAGUCUUUUUGCCGCGGCGGUUAAAGCCCGCCGGGGGGUUACCGGCAAAACGUUUGCAGGAAUUUUAAAAGGUUGUAAGCGCAAAAGGGCCCAAUAA